Scleropages formosus (Asian bonytongue) is the source of this 1473-nucleotide messenger RNA. RefSeq names its product sp8 transcription factor a (gene sp8a). Gene Ontology annotation, molecular function: RNA polymerase II cis-regulatory region sequence-specific DNA binding; DNA-binding transcription factor activity, RNA polymerase II-specific. The record is from RefSeq and is a predicted model, not a curated record. Gene Ontology annotation, biological process: regulation of transcription by RNA polymerase II. Bases 1 to 1377 code for a protein of 458 amino acids. The transcript is spliced from 2 exons. Lineage: Eukaryota; Metazoa; Chordata; Actinopteri; Osteoglossiformes; Osteoglossidae.
AUGGCAACUUCACUUCUAGGGGAAGAGCCGAGGUUGGGAUCUACUCCUUUAGCCAUGUUAGCUGCUACCUGUAACAAGAUUGGGAGUCCAAGUCCUUCUCCAUCGUCCAUUUCGGAUACUUCCGCGUCCUUCGGCAAAGGCUUUCACCCGUGGAAGAGGGCAGCGCCCAGCAGCUGCAACCUGGGCUCCAGCCUCUCCACUUUCGGCGUGUCCGGGAGCAGUAGCAGGAGCGGCGGCGGGCUGGGGGACUCCUUCAGCGGCAACUCCUCCGCAGGAUCCAGCGCCUUCUCCUUGACGCCCAGCAACUCCUCCACGUCCCCGUUUGGAAACGAUUACUCCGUUUUCCAGGCGUCCGUGUCCGGCAGUUCCCAGGAGCCCGGACACCAGCCCGUGUUUCUCUCCAAGGUGCACACGUCCGUGGACAGUCUGCAGGGCAUCUAUCCGCGGAUGAGCGUCGCGCAUCCCUACGAGUCCUGGUUCAAAUCCCCCCACCCGGCUAUCCCCGCAGGUGAUGUGGGCACCGGCGGCGCCUCGGCGUGGUGGGACAUGGGAGCGGGCUGGAUUGACGUCCAGAACCCGAACGGAGCCGCGCUCCAGACCUCCUUGCACUCGGGGGGUCUUCAGACCUCUUUGCAUUCGCCGCUGGGAGGCUACAACUCGGACUACUCCGGUCUGGGUCACUCUGCCUUCGGCACGAGCGCCUCGCCGCACCUCCUCAGCACCGGCCAGCACCUCAUGGACGGAUUCAAGUCGGUGCUGCCCGCCUCCUAUCCCGACCCCAGUCCGCCUCCUUUGGCGGGCGCUGGAGGAGCGAUGCUGAGCGGGACCCCCGCCGGGUCCCCGCGCUCCUCCGCGCGCCGCUACUCGGGCAGGGCCACGUGCGACUGCCCCAACUGCCAGGAGGCAGAGCGUCUGGGGCCGGCCGGCGCGAGCCUCAGGAGGAAGGGGCUGCACAGCUGUCACAUCCCGGGCUGCGGGAAGGUGUACGGCAAGACGUCCCACCUGAAGGCGCACCUGCGCUGGCACACCGGCGAGAGACCGUUCGUGUGCAACUGGUUGUUCUGCGGCAAGCGCUUCACGCGCUCCGACGAGCUGCAGCGGCACCUGCGCACGCACACGGGGGAGAAGAGGUUCGCGUGCCCCGUGUGCAACAAGCGCUUCAUGCGCAGCGACCACCUGAGCAAGCACGUGAAGACGCAUAGCGCGGGGGGGUCCGCCGAGCCGGGCUCCGGGGGCAGCGGGGGCAAGAAGGGCAGCGACACCGAGAGCGAGCACAGCGUCCCCGGCAGCCCCCCGUGUCACUCCCCCGACAUGAUGCACCCCUCGGAGCCCGUGGCCCCCGGGGGGAUGAACGGCCACAGGACCUCCAUGGAAUGAAUGAAUGAGGGGCAAACCCGGAGCUGUGCGGGAGCUACCGUCACGCGCGCGCGCUCCAGUGUCCUGAGCCUGAGGCUCGGUCCUCGUCAGAAUUUC